GGUCAGAGUUACUCAUUGCCUAAUUCCUCAUUCUACCCCCUCAUUCCUCCAGGCUGCGAAGCACAGUGAAAUCAUUCUGUUCACAAGCUACAGCAGUCUUUCAGAGUCCCUUGAGCUCUUAAACAGAACAGUUGCAUUGCAAAAGAAAGCAUCCUGGGGAAGAAGAGCUGCCCUUGUUGGCUCCUGAGUUUCAUCAAAGAAGGAAGGCAAAGAAGGCAUCAAAGUCAAGACAUCCAACUGUAGACAAAGGGUGAAGUUGAAGAGGGCUGUGGAAAACUCAGAAAAGAGGAAAGACCAAGCAAGAAGAGCAAACCUGCACCAUGAGUCAUCCAAAGUAUACGCGUAUGGAAGAUGAUACUUCUGAUGUUCUGAAUCCACCUCCAUACUCUAAUGCUUCUGAUGGGCCUAUGCCACCCCAGUAUCAGCCUUAUUAUAAUCCACCUGGUGCAAGAAUCAACAGUGAACCAGUCUUUCAGUCUUCUCAGACCAUUGUCACCCAUGGUCAGACCAUCUCUGAACCUGAUUACAUGGCUUACUCCAUCUUCACUAUUCUUUGCUGUUGUCUUCCUCUAGGGAUUGCUGCCUUGGUCUACUCUGUAAAGACUCAAGAAGCCAAUCGUGUUGGAAACAAGAUAUCUGCUCAGAAGAAUUCAAGGCUGGCACGCAACCUGGCUCACACUGCAUUAGGGAUUGGCCUUACAUUUCUGAUUGUGUACAUCAUUCUUUUUGUGAUCAAUUCUACCAAGAUAAGAAACUGAGCCACCAACAGUCCCAAGAUCAUUCCAAACCAGAUAGGAACCUGAACCUCCAACCCCACCAUAAAACCCUCCAUCUAAAAUACCCUACCUUCCAUCCCAGGAACAUCAGUGAUAUACAAGACAGAGAAGCCAAGGUUUGGGAUUAUGCUCUCUGAACCAUUAUCCACAGAAAGAAACUUGCUAUGAGCUGCUACAUACGUCCACAUGACUUUCGUACACUUGACUUGAUGACCAAAUACAAAAUUGGCAAUGUGUGAAUGGCAGCUGGUCCAGCAUCAAAUGCAACCUUCAGAUGGCAUGAAACACCGACCUUCUGAAAGAUGGACUGCCCCCAUCCAAUGAUGACCGUAUAUGAUUCACCUUCAAAAUGGAACACAGAUAGCACAAACCAAAACCAGAAAAUCAGGAGGAGGCUCCAAAGAUCACAUGUAAAACAUUGCCUUGUUUAGUAAAGGGACAGUCCUCAUGUUCAUGGCUGCAUUAUUUGCCAGAGAUAAAAGCAGUAAAACUUGUUGGUUGUUCCAACCAAAGAAAAAUCGUUAAAUCAAGAAUGGUGUGUCAACAUACCAUGAUUGAAAUAAAUCAACAUUUGAUCCAUUCCUUUCAAUCACUGAAAAGAGAGAUCACCUACCCAGUGUAACCAUCCCUUCUGCCCAGUUCCAAAUUCUUCCUCUAGUUUGCACUAAUUUUACAGGCUUCCUCUGAAUUGCUCUAUUUUCCAGCCUUGCUGCUUAGGUUCCAUCUUUAUUUGGUUCUCUUUUCUCUGUCUGAUGCAUUAUCUCAAUUGGUAAUAGUUUGGAUUGCUUGUUUUAAAUGCCAUAUUUUUUCACCUUGUGGUGAAAAAAUAUAACAGGGGGAAAUAUAAUUACUCUACUGUCAGCAACCAAGAGUUUAAAUGACAAAAUUCUCCAUUUUGACUAAUAACAGAUGAGCUAGUCAUUGACCGUAAUAAAGUGAACUUGAACUUGAA
Molecule: messenger RNA, 1728 nt
Organism: Anolis sagrei ordinatus
Lineage: Eukaryota; Metazoa; Chordata; Lepidosauria; Squamata; Anolidae
Source: RefSeq, a predicted model, not a curated record